GCGGCCGGCGGCUGGUUCCUGGAGCGGGCCUCGGCGGGGGGAGGGGCCGGGGCAGCAACCGCCGCGGGCCGGGGGCGAUGGUGGCGGCGGCGCCAUGAUCAUAGAGAACGUGGAGGCGCUCAAGUCCUGGCUGGCCAGGCUGCUGGAGCCCAUAUGUGAUGCAGACCCGUCGGCUUUAGCCAACUAUGUUGUGGCGUUAGUUAAGAAAGACAAACCAGAGAAAGAGCUGAAAGCUUUCUGUGCUGAUCAGCUGGACGUCUUUCUGCAAAAAGAAACUUCAGGUUUUGUAGAUAAACUUUUUGAAAGUCUGUACACAAAGAGUUACCUUCCUUCUCUUGAACCCACGAAAGUAGAAGCGAAGCCUGCAAGUCAGGAAAAAGAAGAAGUCAAGGAGGAGAAUUUUCAAGAAUCUGUUGAAGAAGAGCGGGAUGGCAGAAAGAAGAAACAUUCUAGUCCACAGAGAAGCCGUGCAGAUUCCAGUGAACAAAGAACCAGAGAGAAAAAGAGAGAUGAUGGAAAAUGGAGGGACUAUGACAGAUACUACGACAGGAGUGACUUGUACAGAGACAAGUCCAGCUGGCGACGAGGCAGGAGUAAAAGUCGUAGUAAAAGCAGAGGGUUAAGUCGAAGUCGUAGCCGCAGUAGGGGUAGAAGCAAAGACCGCGAUUCGAGCAGAAAUGUUGCAGAGCACCGUGAGAGAUCAAAAUUCAAGAGUGAAAGAAAUGAUGUUGAAGGCUCGUAUAAUCCAGUUUCUGUGUCUCCAAGUAACUCUACUGAACAGUAUUCUUCUGCACAAUCUAUUCCCAGUGCUGUUACUGUAAUUGCACCUGCGCACCAUUUGGAAAACACAACAGAGAGCUGGUCAAAUUAUUAUAACAAUCAUAGCAAUCCCAGUUCAUUUGGCAGAAACCCUCCACCUAAAAGAAGAUGUCGAGAUUAUGAUGAGAGAGGGUUUUGUGUACUUGGUGAUCUUUGCCAGUUUGAUCAUGGAAACGAUCCUUUAGUAGUAGAUGAAGUUUCCUUGCCAAGUAUGAUUCCUUUUCCUCCACCACCUCCUGGACUUCCUCCUCCUCCUGGUAUGCUUUUGCCUCCGAUGCCAGGUCCAGCUCGCAGUAUGAGGAUGCCAGUACCACAAGCUCAUCCGCAGGCACCACCUCCUGUUGUGCUUCCUGUACCAAGACCACCUUUAACACAGUCAAGUUUGAUAAAUAAUCGUGACCAGCCUGGGACAAGUGCAGUGCCCAGUCUUGCCUCUGUAGGAGCAAGGCUACCUCCUCCGUUACCCCAGAACCUCCUGUACACAGUAACAGAACAUACAUAUGAGCCAGAUGGCUAUAACCCUGAAGCUCCUAGUAUUACCAGUGCUGGUAGAUCUCAAUAUCGACAGUUCUUUACAAGAGCACAAACGCAGCGUCCAAAUCUAAUUGGCCUAACAUCUGGGGAGAUGGAUACAAAUCCAAGAGCUGCCAAUAUUAUCAUCCAGACUGAACCUCCCAUUCCCAUUACGAAUAAUAGCAGCAAUGUAACUAGAGUUGUGCUUGAACCAGACAGCAGAAAACGAUCUCCAAGUAGCAUGGAAUGUCCACCACUGAAGAAACCAUGGUUGGGAAAGCAAGCAAAUAACAACCAGAAUAAGCCAGGAUUUUUGAAAAAGAAUCAGUAUACUAAUACAAAAUUAGAAGUUCGGAAAAUUCCACCAGAACUGAACAAUAUUACACAGCUCAACGAACACUUCAGUAAAUUUGGAACUAUUGUAAACAUUCAGGUUGCUUUCCAGAAUGAUCCUGAAGCUGCACUAAUUCAGUACUUAACUAAUGACGAGGCCAGGAAGGCAAUUUCAAGCACAGAGGCAGUUUUAAACAAUCGGUUUAUAAGGGUGUUGUGGCACAGAGAAAGUGAACAGAAUCCCCCAUUGCUGCAGCAACCACAGCAGCAGUCGCCCUCACAGUCUCUUCAUCACCAGCUUCACCUUCAGCAGCAAGCCCUGACCACGCCUCCAGCCGUAACGAUGCAUAGCAAUAUGUCAAAGGCAAUGAAUAAACCGCUGGCCUCUGGUGCCUAUGUCCUUAAUAAAGUCCCAGUGAAACGUCGCCUUGGAGCAGCAGGUGGAAGUCAGUCUGAUUUAAGUCAGUCUGGGGCUGUAGUAGAGGAUUCUCAGACGUUUCCUACUUCUACAAGCCACUCAAAAACGGUUUACAGUACUUCAAAUUUAAAGACAGCUAUGAAGCCAGGUGCAGGGUCUAAACCUCAUGAUGUGCAAGAAGCUCUUAAAAAAAAACAGGAGGCAAUGAAACUCCAACAAGACAUGAGGAAAAAGAAGCAGGAGAUGUUAGAAAAACAAAUAGAAUGUCAGAAGAUGUUGAUAUCCAAGCUGGAGAAAAAUAAGGCUAUGAAACCAGAAGAGAGAGCAGAAAUAAUGAAGACCUUAAAAGAACUAGCAGGAAAAAUAUCUCAAUUAAAGGAUGAGUUAAAAACUUCAUCUGCAACCUCUACACCAUCAAAAUUAAAGUCCAAGACAGAGGCACAAAAGGAACUUCUAGAUGCAGAACUGGACUUCCAUAAAAGACUUUCCUCUGGAGAAGAUACAACUGAACUGCGAAAAAAGCUAAACCAGUUACAAGUAGAAGCUGCCCGUUUAGGUAUCUUGCCUGUUGGUCGAGGAAAGACAAUGCCAGCUCAAGGAAGAGGACGAGGGCGGGGUCGUGGUGGGAGAGGAAGGGGCAUGUUGAAUCACAUGGUGGUAGACCAUCGUCCCAAAGCACUAACAGUUGGAGGAUUUGUUGAAGAGGAAAAAGAUGAAUUGUUACAGCACUUCUCUAAAUUUGGAGAUAUUGAAGACCUUCAAGAAGAGGAUUCCCCACUAAGUGUUGUUCUAACUUUUAAAUCUCGCUCUGAAGCUGAGAAUGCUGCUAACCAGGGAUCCCGGUUCAAAGACCGAAGACUACAGAUAUCAUGGUACAAACCUAAGGUACCCUCUGUGUCAACAGAAAUUGAGGAAGAGGAGCCUAAGGAAGAGGAGACUGAAACCUCAGAUUUAUUUUUGCAUGAAGAUGAUGAUGAUGAUGACGAAGAUGAGGAUGAAUCCCGUUCUUGGAGAAGAUGAAACUUGAUGUUGGAAAUGUAUAAUUUUAGGAAUAUAGUUCAAGCUAUAUCUUUUAAACAUUUAUUUAAGAAAGUUGAUGAGCCAAAAAAAGCUUUACUUUCUUUUCAAACCACAAGAUUUAAAGUGAGCAAAGUUUGUUAUAAAAACAUUUCAGAUAAGAGCUGUGAUGCCAGGCUAGCCAAAGGCCCAGUAACUUUUUACAGAAUUAUCAAGUUCACCGGGGUGGUGAUUCUUUUCUAUUUAAGAAGGUUAAAAAGAGAGAAAGAAAGUGAAUAUUAGUAUUUUCCUGUCCUCUUUUCGUGUCACCUGUAUUACCUUGUUUUGUUUUUUAUAAUGUGAUUGAUUUGUUAGCUUAUAAUUGAAAAGAUGUUACAGGUUUUAUUUAGCAAUAUCAUAGGCUUGGGGGAAAGACACAAACUUUCAUUAAAUGUUAUGAAAGAAAAAAA
Messenger RNA from Cygnus atratus (black swan), 3549 nucleotides. RefSeq names its product RNA binding motif protein 27 (gene RBM27). Gene Ontology annotation, cellular component: nucleus. The record is from RefSeq and is a predicted model, not a curated record. Gene Ontology annotation, biological process: mRNA processing. Gene Ontology annotation, molecular function: RNA binding; metal ion binding. The transcript is spliced from 21 exons. Bases 95 to 3103 code for a protein of 1002 amino acids. NCBI's taxonomy places the organism in Eukaryota, Metazoa, Chordata, Aves, Anseriformes, Anatidae.